CUCUUAUCGCAUUCAAAGAUGUCUUUAGAGCAGUCGAAUCUACGUUAGUGGCAACUUAUUCCACUUGCAUCAUAGAAAAGCCCAAAGAAUUUCUUUUUAAUUUCUUUCGUAGUUAUCGUACAUUAUCGUUCAUGUUCGAUCGAAAUAAUAUGAUAAUUACUUCGAUAAUCACGGCUGAAAUUUCGAGGGAGUUCCGUGCUUUUAUCAAAUAUAAAUGGAGAGUCGAAGGGAUCAUUUUUGCCAGAGAUAAAAGGGGAAGAUAUCAAAGGACCCUUCUCAUUACGGUCGGUGUAUAAACGUCUAUUAGUCGUUGUCCCGCGUUUACGAACUUUCAAAUGCAAUUCUUCAAAUUUAAUUCCUAGUUUGGUAUACCGAUGGAAAUCGAUGGAUCUCUCCCUCUCUCUCUCUCUCUCUCUCUCGUCGUAUGAAAUCAUUUUGCAAGAUUCCAAGGAUAUGCGUUUGUGUGGUGUGUGUAGCUCUCGAUAUGGGAGCAAAGUUAAAAGAGAGAGAGAGAGAGAGAGAGAGAGAGAGAGAGAGAGAGAGAGAUUUCAAUCUCGCCCGAGAGGUUUAUAGCUCCCUGUAAAUUCCUCGAUCCAUCGUUAGCGUGUAAAAUACGGGUCAGCAGAGGAGAGGUCAAACGUGGAAAAUCAUCGUUAGACAUAGCUCGUCCGAUUUCUCGCAUGGCGAAAGGCCAGAGAUCGCGUCUGUAAAAUUGCCGUAGAAUUCUUUCGAUUGGCUCGUCUUCUCUCUUUUUUCUUUUUUUCUUGAAUUAUUCCUUUCCUUUUUCUCUGCUAUCUACGCGAAUGAGAAAGAGAUCGGAUGAGCGGAAAAUCGAGAGAAAUAGAAUAUGUACUAAAUAGCAACCAGUAUAAAUACAUUGUUUAAUGACGUCUGCGUUGAGGGGUUGUUACGCUUUGUCUCGGCGUCACGAGUAUUGAUCCCCACGGAGCGGCUAUGCGAAUGGAGUACACCCGUCUCUCCGAAAAAUUUCGGAAAUAGAUUCCCAUCUCUCUCGUUCAUUCUUCCUUCCUUUCUUCAACUGGGUAUUUAUUCCGUCCUCGCUUUGUCACGUUUUCUCACGAAUUAGAUCGUGCGAUUAUCUAAUAUACACGUACUUUGGUAUUUCUUUCAAAUGUUGCGACCUUUCUCCUUUCUUCUCCGAAAAGUUUAUAUCACUUUUUAAUUUUCUUGAGAUUUUAAUCCUAUUGUAAAAUCGCAAAAAUUCUUCGACGGAACGUAGAACGUUCGUCGUUAGUCCUGUUAGUUAGUUCGGUCCAAACUGGAUCCUUUCACUGGCUUUCUCUCGUAUUUCGAACCGUUUGAAAUUCUCUUUUCGUUUAUUUAUUCCUCGCUUUCGUCGUCCCUUCUUCGUUCCUUUCUCCCCUUCUCUCCGUCUCUAUGUCUCUCCCCUAUCGGAAUCUCGCCGCGUCAAGGGUCUCGCACCAAUGCGUUGAGGCACUUAACGUAAAACACAUUAGCAUAUUCGGUGGACCCUGAAUUUUGCUGUCGCUGCAAGUCACCGAGUUAACGAAGUCAGGUGGUUCGACCGAAACUAGUUUAUUAUACUCGGUAUUAUGCGUGUAUUCCCUUUGAUAUCAAAGGGUGUACGGGUACUUAAAUUUUUUUGACGAAUAGUAAAAUAAUAAAGUAGUUUAUCGGAUCGUGCCAAUCUACUUUUAAUCGAUAUCCGACAACGAGUAUCGAUUACGUUUAAUCGGACGUUUUAAUCUCAUAACGGUUACGGUGCAAGUUCCGGAGCACCGCAUGUUCCUCGAUCGGAUCGAAUCAUGGCGAAAGAUCAAUCGUACGUACAUACCACCUCUCCAACGACAGAGAAGUAAUUUUGGCGGUAGAAAGAUAUUUAGGCUGCAAGGAGGAGCGAAAGAUAACCUUUCCUCGCAAUUAUCUAAUUAUUGACGUCCGACGGAACGUCUUUAUCGUCUUUAUCUCUUUCGUCGUUAAAAAAGUUAGAAAAUCACUUUUCCCAUAAAUGGCUUUCUCUUUUUUUUUUGUCCUUGAUAAAAAGGAUUGAGGAUCCCUGGGAAGCCCGAAAAAGAUCUAUUCGAUCUUUACGAGUACGUGUUACGAUAAUUGUUAAAAUUUCCAAAUGAAUAAAGAUGGUUCGGACCGUUCGUCCUGUACAUUAUAGACGUACACUAAACAUCCCGUUUCGGCUCUCAGAUCGUAGCAUCGAACGUGGAUCAAAGGAAUUCGAUGAAUUCAUGGGGCUCCGAUUUGGCGAAGCGAUGUUCAUGGGCGAAGAAACGUUUGGACGUGCUCGUACCUUUGGGAAUGAUUCGUGGCAGGUACUGGGAGAUCGACGCGAUGGAGGAGAUCAUCAAGUACACGACCAAAUGUUUGCUCAACGACGGACUGCUUGGCUGCUUCGUCAAUUCGAUCGUUUUGAACAACAGAUUGAUCAAGAUAUGCCGAGAAUUGGACGCCUUGGGUUUCGAUUCGAACGUCCUUAGUAAUUUCAAUCUGUCGAGAGAAGACUGCGAGAAAGAUCGCGUGUUAUUGGAGAAAAGAAGAAGAAGGGAGAAAAUGAGAAAAAAAGGCACGGGAAAGAGUCGAGAAGAUUUCUCUCGCGAUCACAGAGCAGAAGUUAUUUUAGGAAGUGUGAAAGCAUCCGCAGCAUCCAUCCAUCCGUUGAACGGAAGCGCUUGCAAAAGAGCAGCUACUUACGAUUCUCCUAGCAACGAAAAAAUCGAUCGUACCGAACGUGUGGAAUCGCGGGGCAUCUUUGAAUCGAACGAGGAGUAUUCUCGUCGAUUGAAAAAUUCUUCCGACUUGCCCGAUGCAGUACGCUACGAUGGAAACGAUAAUGCCGGAAGAUCGAAUGCCUCGAACGUGUCUCCUCGAGACGAUGAGAAAGGGAACAAAUGUCAAAGUUCAUUUACGCCGAAUUCAACCUGGGAUUGUCGUCGUCGUCGACGUCCUCGUCCUCGUCGUCGUCGUCGUCGUCGUUGCCGUUGCUUGAUCUCUUUAAAGCCAAGGAUAAGAAGACAACGUCGUUUAUCUUUGCCCUUUAAAGCCGACGAUGUGACGCGGGAGAUUUUCAAGGUCGAUCCAAGCCUCCUCCGCGAAUCGUGCCUGAUCGCGACUAAAAGAAAAUUCGAAAUGGGAAUCUUGAAUCUAUGCUCAUGCCUCAACGACGUCGUUCGAAAAACAUUCAGCCAAACUACUAUCGUGGAGCUACAUUUGAUUUUGGACAUUCGUACAGGUUACAUCAACUUCAAAUUGACAGGUAGAAAAAGUGACGAGGCGAGGGCCUCUCUGUUCUUUUCCAAUCGAGUCCGAGUACCGAUCCGUCAGAGCGUGCACGGGCGUGACGUAGGCGUUGCUGGCAAAGGCGGCGAGGCUGGCCCGAUCGACGAAGGUACGGUUUUUUUGAAAACUAACGAUUAUAACGACGAAAUGAAUGAUUUAUCGAUCGAAGCAAAGGGAAACGAAGAGGCAGAGGGAGGAGAAGGAGAAGAAGAAGAGGAAAAGAAGGAUCUCUCCGUACGUACGAGACGUGAAUCGUUAAUAGGGAAUAUCAGCGAGGAUUUCUCGUUGACGCGUUCAACGACAGGCGAACGACUCGAUGUUGACCCUACGUGUCUUUCAAACGAAGAAAUUCUAUUCGAUCGAACCACCGAGUGCUCCUGUCUUCCUUCUUGCGAAACUCCGAUCGUCCUGUCCCAUCCGUGGAUCGACGAGAACGCGAAUAUUUUGAAGGAGAUGAACUCUUCUCCGUCGGAUAUCCGCAAGAACAAGGAUGACACAUUGAAUUUGACGGAGUUACCGAGGGAAGAGAAAACGAGCGAGGAUUCGAAGAUCAUCGAAGACGUUUGUACUCGAAGGCUAUGCGGUUUGGAAACCGAAGAAAUCGUUCGUCCGGUCGAUACGAGAGACGAGAACGAAGAAAUCGUUAGCAGUUGUGACUGUUCUUCGACGAGCACGGAUCGUUCAACGACGAGAAAAAUCUUUUCCAAGGGAGAAGCGACGAUCGAUUGCGACUCGAGGUGUUGCUGCGGUUCGAAAGUUUCUUCUACUUCUCACGUGGGACGAAAAAGUGCUGCUGCAUCGAGCGUCGUUUCCUCGAAAAACGAGGAAAAGCUUCGAAGCGCGUCGGGGGAAGAGAUCGAACGAGCGCAAAAUGCAUCCACGAUCGGUGCUUCGUUCCAUAAGGAUAUCCCAAAGGAUCAAGAUCGCCUCCUCUGUCCGGUGUUGAGAGAAAGUCAUAGGGGGGAUAACAGGGACUUUGUAUCGUCGUCGAUUCAAACGUCGAGAGCGCGAACGUCGUCGAGGUACGCGAACGCAAGUUCGACCGUUACCGUCGCCGCCGUCGGCGAGCGAAGGGAGAGGAGAACGCGAUCGAAGGAAAAGCUGAGAGAAGGGAGAUUUCGCGAUAAAGAGUCAUCGAGCGUGAAAACGCCGGGGAGGAAGAAGGAGUCGAGGCGUCCGUUUGUAGAAGCCGAUUACGAGAAACGAUUCCUCGCGGGAAAAUACAAAAGUCGUUUGCCCUACGUUUGUACCUGCGACACUUGGAAAUGUUCCUACGAUCGAAAGCGAAGGAAGCUUUCGAGCGACGAGUCGUGGACGUCGAGAAUAGAAAAUUACAUUGGCUUUCGAGGCUCGAACUUGGUUUCGAAGAAUUUCUGUCUGAGCUCCUUCUACGGUGGAAGGAGGUCCAUUGGUCGACUGAGGAAUAUGCUCCGUGCGAAUUUACGAAGAUUGAUACAAAGGGCCGAGGGGAACGUCGAGGAGACUGCCGACGAUAGGCGCUCCUCCGGAGGACCGUCGAGCAAGAAACCUCAUCGAGGGAGAGAAGAUGGAAGAGAUCGGAAAGGAACGGAAGCGAGAGAUUCGCGGAAAACUCCGGAAAAGCAUUUCGAUCGUAUUACGAUUUACGAUUUACGAUCGUCCCUCGACGAUCGAUCCCCGAUAGGUCGUCGAGCGACCACCUAUUCCCUAUCGAAAAUCGGAGAGGGAUCGUCGACUCGCCGGGAUAGCUUUCUACCGACUGGCGCUCGACGAUCGAACGAGGAAAGUAUUAAACUCGUCGACGGAUCCACAUCUCGUUCUCGUAAUUGCGAUCUGGUUUCGAAAAGAAAUUUCACGGACGGAGAGAGUGCGAAAAGAUCGAAGCAGAUACUAAACGAUCGAAAGACCGUCGACGGAACUUCGACCAACGGGAAACGGUUCGAACACAUUUUUCAACGAUUAUCGUGCGAAGAUAGAAAAGAUGUUCUUUCGAACGAACGAUUCAUGAACGAUUACGAGAAAUCUAUCAGCGAUCUUGGUUUAGAUUUUCGAUCCAAGCUGGAACAAUACGUGGCGCUCUGCAAGAACAUUAAGUAUUCUUUGUUGGGUAAUGGGAAAGGGGAGGAUGUCGGUGGCGUUAUGACCAAACAAUAAAUUCUUAUUCGAGGUCGAUGCUCGAGCUCUUAUUCGUUAAAAUAAGAAAUAAGCGGAAGGAAAUUUCUUAACGAGAGCAAAUAGCGUACGUUAGAGGAGAAUCUAGUCGUAGCGUUUAUAUCUCGCGCUUGCUCGGGACUUGGAGUCUCGUUUUCCCAAUCAAAUCCUUGUCCUAUCUUAUAUAUUUAAAAACGACCGAUUGAUAGUACGUACCUACCGAGGACGGAUUAACGAUCAGCGGUAAGACACGCCAGUAAGGAAUAGGCGGAUAUUAGCCGCGAGGAGGACGAGACGAUAGUGAAAUUCGAGUCGUAUUCGGGUCAUAGGACUGCCGAUGCGAGGAUAAAGAAUGACGGAGCUACCAUUCGGAGAAUAGCAGGCAGCCUCUGGAGCAGAUCGAUAUUUCCUGGCAACCGUGGAGAGGGUGCCCACGCCGCGGCCGCUUUACCCUCUGUUUGUAACAAUGCGAGUCGCCUCCUAACGUCUAGCGAUGGAUUCGAGCCGGCGCACCGACGGACAAGACUCGUCUUCGUUUCCUCGCUCACCAAAGAUAUAUCGCUUUUUUCCUCUCGAGCCUCGUUCUAUCGUUCGACCUUAUAUCGUAUUAUAUCGUCGAGCGUUGACUUCAAAUGUCCUUCCUCCUUCGCCGAUAUUAAUUCUUUUAAUAUUAACAACGAGAUAAUUAAGAUCGAUCAAAGAGAGGAGUAUUCGCUUUUGCGAGUCGUCGAAACCCCGAAGAGAAGAUGCGAGCUAAGAAACGAGCUACGUGUAUAUUUUCAUUAAAAUACAUCGACUUCCUUUUAGAAACCUACGAUAUUUACAUAAGAGACGUCGAAAUUAAUUGCCGAGGAUUUGUCAUUUUUCUCGACGACAACGAGCUUGCUACUUCGUCGGAAUAAGACGAUCUCGUCUCAACUCGUAGUUAAUGAUAUCCUUUUGCGGAACCUCUUGAAUCACUUUUCGAAGCAAGCGAUAUUUCAACGUAAAGUAAUAAGUUUAAGAAGCAAAAGAAAGAAAUACCUAUAAUAACGUCGCAUGUUUGAUAAGGUAUAUUUUCUAGGAAAGCUAUCGUCUCGAGCUUAUCGCUUAAAAAGUUAUAUUUGAAGAAAUAUCUUGCAAAAUGCUAAUCACCCGCGUUGAGGAUUAAAUAUCGACGGUUCGUUGAAACGUCGAAGAAAUCGCGAGCCUCGAUUGAAAUUGAUCAAACUCGUUACUAUAUCGAUUAAGGAACGAAGGAAGAGAGGUGAAUCGUUCGAUCGGAGUUCGAUCCAAGUGUGGGUGGUCGAAGGGCAGGUGGGGUGGAAGAAGCUCCGCCUGGGGUGGCCACGAGUGGGGUCGUUGGAUAAACUCUAUUGGCCAGUGAUAUCGAUGCGUCGAGCUCGUCGGCCAAUGGGAGCGAUCAAC
Vespula vulgaris is the source of this 6807-nucleotide messenger RNA. RefSeq lists its product as uncharacterized. NCBI's taxonomy places the organism in Eukaryota, Metazoa, Arthropoda, Insecta, Hymenoptera, Vespidae. The coding region runs from base 2215 to 5403 and encodes 1062 amino acids. The record is from RefSeq and is a predicted model, not a curated record. The transcript has 3 exons.